AUGUUGAGUCGACUGAUGAGUGGCAGCAUCAGGAAUCUGGACAGAGAAUACAACUGCACCGUUAGACUUCUGGAUGAUACGGAGUAUACCUGCACGAUUCAGCGGGAUGCCAAGGGACAGUAUCUGUUUGACCUCAUCUGUCACCAUCUGAACCUGUUGGAAAAGGACUAUUUUGGCAUCAGAUAUGUGGACCCAGACAAGCAGAGGCACUGGUUGGAGUUCACCAAGUCUAUUUCCAAGCAGAUGAAAUCCCAGCCCCCGUUUACCAUGUGUCUGAGGGUAAAAUUCUAUCCCCCGGACCCGGCUGCUCUGAAAGAGGAGAUCACCAGGUAUCUAGUCUUCCUGCAGAUCAAGAGAGAUCUGUAUCACGGCCGUCUCCUGUGUAAGACGUCAGAUGCUGCCAUGCUAGCGGCCUAUAUCCUGCAGGCUGAGAUCGGAGACUACGACCCAGGGAAGCAUCCAGAAGGCUACAGCUCCAAAUUUCAGUUCUUCCCCAAACACUCCGAGAAACUGGAGAGGAGGAUUGCAGAGAUCCAUAAGACAGAAUUGAUUGGGCAGAGUCCUGAAACGUCAGAGCGGAAUUUCCUCCAGAAAGCCCAGAUGCUGGAAACAUACGGUGUGGAUCCUCAUCCGUGCAAGGACGUGUCUGGAAACCCAGCCUUUCUCGCCUUCACCCCAUUUGGCUUUGUUGUGCUUCAGGGAAACAGGAGAGUACAUUUUCUCAAAUGGAGCGAGGUGACCAAACUGAAGUUCGAAGGAAAGACAUUCCAUAUAUAUGCAAAUCAGAAAGAGGACAAGAAGAUUAUCUUGACGUACUUUGCACCGACGCCUGAGGCAUGUAAGCACUUAUGGAAGUGUGGUGUGGAGAACCAAGCCUUCUACAAGUUGGAGAAGUCGAGUCAGGUGCGCACAGUGUCCAGCAGCAACCUGUUUUUCAAGGGCAGUCGUUUCCGCUACAGCGGACGGGUCGCUAAAGAGGUGAUGGAACAGAGUGCAAAAAUCAAACGAGAUCCACCCGAAAUACACAGAGCUGGCCUGGUGCCCAGCAGGAGCUGUCCAUCCAUCACUCAUGGUCCAAGGCUCAGCAGCGUGCCACGGACCCGCAGGAGAGCAGUCCACAUAUCCAUCAUGGAAGGCUUGGAGUCCCUGCGUGACAGCGCCCACUCCACACCUGUGCGCUCCGUUUCCCACGGCGAAUCUUUCAUACCGCGCUCCCGUAGCCAGGCAACGGACGCUAGCGAUGGGGCAGCAGUAAUUUCGGAUGAGACCUACAGCCCCUCAGACAGCGUGCUGCCCACCCCUGUGGCCGACCAUAGCUUGGAGCUCGCCGUCUCGCGCCAGAUUAACGGCGCCCCCUGCAGCAUCGAGGAGGAGAUUGAGCCGGAGGCCGGUACGCCCUCGGCGGGCGAGGCGGGAGAUUUGGGAGCGGACGGUCGAGCGUCGGGCCCCGCGGCAGGCUCGGGCGGGGCUACGGCGCUCAGCGAAGCGGAACAGGUGAAUAAGUUUGUUUUAAGUGUCCUCCGUCUGCUUCUUGUGACCAUUGGACUCCUUUUUGUUUUGCUCCUCCUCCUCAUCAUCCUCACUGAGUCCGACCUUGACGUUGCAUUCUUACGUGAUAUCCGUCAGACCCCCGAGUUUGAACAGUUCCAUUACGAAUACUUUUGUCCCCUCAGGCGAUGGUUUGCCUGCAAGCUUCGUUGGGUGGGCGGGCUGCUCAUUAACAAGUGA
Messenger RNA from Chanos chanos (milkfish), 1728 nucleotides. RefSeq names its product FERM domain containing 5a (gene frmd5a). Gene Ontology annotation, cellular component: cytoskeleton. The transcript is spliced from 14 exons. Bases 1 to 1728 code for a protein of 575 amino acids. Lineage: Eukaryota; Metazoa; Chordata; Actinopteri; Gonorynchiformes; Chanidae. Gene Ontology annotation, molecular function: cytoskeletal protein binding. Gene Ontology annotation, biological process: actomyosin structure organization. The record is from RefSeq and is a predicted model, not a curated record.